This is a messenger RNA of Carcharodon carcharias (great white shark), 2818 nucleotides long. It is a transcript of the gene gla, whose product is annotated as galactosidase, alpha. The record is from RefSeq and is a predicted model, not a curated record. Gene Ontology annotation, molecular function: alpha-galactosidase activity. Gene Ontology annotation, cellular component: cytoplasm. NCBI's taxonomy places the organism in Eukaryota, Metazoa, Chordata, Chondrichthyes, Lamniformes, Lamnidae. Gene Ontology annotation, biological process: glycosylceramide catabolic process; glycoside catabolic process; oligosaccharide metabolic process. The transcript has 7 exons. Bases 83 to 1390 code for a protein of 435 amino acids.
GGGGGCGUUCGCUGGUUGGUUGCUUUACGAGUCAGUCAGCACGGCUGGUUUCAGGCUCGGAUAUACGCAAGUGAUUUGGUAGAUGGAGUCGCGGCUGAGCGGUUCCCUGGUAGCGCUGUUUAUCAGCCUCCUCUGGCUGGGACAGGGAGGCUGGAGUCUGGAUAAUGGCCUGGCCAGGACCCCCAUCAUGGGCUGGCUGCACUGGGAGAGGUUCCUGUGUAAUGUCAAUUGCCAGGAGGAUCCACACAACUGCAUCAGUGAGCAACUCUACAUGCAGAUGGCCGAUGUCAUGGCAGCCGAGGGUUGGAAGGACGUUGGCUACAAUUAUGUUUGUAUCGAUGACUGUUGGCUCGCUCACACGCGGGAUGCAGACCACCGCCUGCAGCCUGACCCCAAGCGGUUCCCUAGUGGAAUAAAGUGGCUUGCGGACUAUGUCCAUUCUAAAGGCCUGAAAUUGGGCAUCUAUCAGGAUGUGGGGACCCAUACCUGUGCCGGAUAUCCGGGCAGUUAUGGCUACUAUGAGUUGGAUGCUCAGACCUUUGCUGACUGGGGAGUGGACCUCCUGAAGUUUGAUGGUUGCAAUUUCAUCAAUUUGGACUUGCUGAUUGAGGGUUACAUGAACAUGUCACUGGCCUUGAAUCAGACGGGGCGAGAUAUUGCGUACUCCUGCGAGUGGCCUUUCUACCUGUGGCCUUUCACAAAGCCUAAUUAUACAGAGAUCAGGAAAUACUGCAACCACUGGAGAAACCAUGGAGACAUCGAUGACUCAUGGGGGUCCGUGAAAAACAUCAUUGACUGGACAGCCCUCCACCAGGGUCUGAUCGCUCCAAUAGCGGGUCCUGGAGGCUGGAAUGAUCCUGAUAUGCUGGUUAUCGGGAACUUUGGGCUGAGCAAGGACCAGCAGGUCACCCAGAUGGCACUGUGGGCCAUAAUGGCGGCGCCACUCCUGAUGUCGAAUGACCUGCGGAACAUCGACCCGGAUGCCAAGGCUUUGCUGCAGAACAGAUACAUCAUUGCCAUUAAUCAGGAUCCUCUGGGUAUUCAAGGCCGGCGAGUCAGUCAACUAUUCAAUUUUGAACUAUGGUCACGGCCCCUGACAGGUGGAGGAUUCGCUUAUGCUGUACUCAACCGGGCAGAGAUAGGAGGCCCACAGAAGUUUUCCAUCAUCAUUUUUGGCCUGGAUGAUGGCAAAGCCUGUCAGGAGGAGUGCCUCGUCACACAGAUUCUUCCAGCUUUCCAAUUCCGAGGAAUCCAUGUCCUGACCUCCCUGCUGGACUUCUGGGUGAAUCCCACUGGGACUGUCCUCUUCACCGUUUUCCCUCACAGCACGGACUCCUCACUCAAGGUGGGAACACUGAAGGGGAACAAAGAGCAGAGAUCCAGGCUGUGAACUUGUGACUGCUGUUUGGAUCAGUCUGGUUAGUGGAGCCUAACUCAUCACCUAGUGAUGCUGAUCUUUUGGAACAAUUUCACUCUUAAGGAUGUUAACAUAAAUUUAAAUUUAAUUCCACUAGUUCAGUGAGUUCUCCCUUUGCCCCCUCAUGAUCCUUAAUUUCAAGGAGUCUUCCCUGAUUCCCUUGUGAUACUGAACUUCUGUCAAACAGGGCAUGUACCUUCUCAUCAAUGCUCUUCUGCCUUACUGCAUGCUAGGGUGUCUCAUUGUGGUCAUGUGGGACAGGGUUAUCCCAGUAUCUUGUAUUCACCCCAGAAGAGUACUAAAACCUUUGCUAUUUUCAGCUGCCCCCCUCCCCCACUCAGGGAAGGAGAAGGGUGGGGAUGUUUCUGAGUUGAGGUAGCUCUGCCUGAAUGUGCCUUUGAUGCUAUAAUGAUGCGCUCAGCCCACGGGUGAAACACUUAGCAGAUAACCAUUCAAUGCUCAGGAUUGGAAGCCGAACACUUGUAUCCUCAGCACACAUCUCAUUGUGUUCACUAAGAUGGAAAUUGUUUUGUCUUGGAUAAUUGCUGCUGUCCUGGGAGUUGGUUAAACAUCCAGAGGAUCAGGAAACAUCAUCCCAUUUGAAGCCAAUUCCUGAGCUCUCAGCCUCCUUAGCCAGUUCCCCUCUGAUCCUCCUGUUUUGGUAUUUACUCCCAUGUCAGUCAUUCCACAUUGUUCCUGUCCUGUGAAAGAGAACUUCUACCUCAGCUGAGUCCUUAGUUUGAACCUUGGGCUGGAUCUUAUGCUGAAACUUGACAUCGUUCUGGGAUCCAGUUUAUUGGUUCCCACUGGGAUCAUGUAUGCCUCAUGUUGGGUCAUCCUUUCCCCAUCAGACACAGAGCAUACCCAGUAAUUUUUCAUGGCCCAAUCCCAACUCAUUUGUUUGACUAUUGAAUAUUUGACUUAGAUCAGACAGCUCUCCCUGCAGUUAGACUUGAUGCCCUCAGGCACUUGCACAAACUGAUGUCUGGGUCUCGUGCCUACAAUCCGCUCCUUCAUAUGCCAUAGAUAGGCAACCUAUGAUACUUUUUUGUUUUGCUGCUGUGCAUAGGGCUCCAUCCUGUGUUAUCUGUACACUAUUCCUAUUUCAUACAAUCACAGCACAAAAGGAGAAUGUCUGCCCCUUGGCAUCUACUCUUACUGCACCCACAUAUAUCCAUUAGUGGGUCACAGCUGACUCAGAAUCACCUUCAGCUACUCAGGACUGCACUGCUUCCUCACUAUUUGCAGGUCGCUAUUUAUUGAAUAGGAUGAUUUUAGACAAUCGAAUUUUACUGGAAUUGAUUCAUUUUCUCUAAAAAUUUGUCAUUUGGUGAUGAAUUUAUAAAUGGCUGGUUCCUAACAUAGGAAUUCUUAAUCUGUUUAAUUAAAUUGUGCAAUCUC